AUGUGGGCGUGUGGUUUUAAAAGCGUAUAUGGAGGAGGUGCCUCUACAUUUGGUCUUAUGGGGACUGAUACAUUUCUUUUCAUAAACGCACAAACCAAAAAACCCGACUUUUUCUUUGCUGUAGCAUUUGGGUGCGGGCUCAAAAACCAAAAUUUCGAUUUCGGUUUAAACACGGGUCCGAAUAAUCUUAUAUCCGGGAUAUUUGGACUUGCACCCGGUCCACAAUCAUUCCUAAACCAAUUAGACGGUAUAACCCAAGGUCGAUUUUCGUACUGCUUAACAUCUUGGGUUGAGCCGGAUCUUGGUAUGUCUACUAUCCAUUUUGGCCCAAGUGCACAAUUAGAUGGGCCUAAUGUCCAAGAAAUUCACAUGAAUGCAAAAGACAGAUACCAUCUAUUCUUGCGUGGUAUUAGUGUGGAUGGAAAAAGACUUCCUAUUCACCCAUCUAUAUGUACAUUAGACCAAAGUCAAGGAAUUGUUACUAAAGGAUUUUUCAUUGACUCUGGUGCACCAUAUACACUACUACCUACAUCUGCAUAUCAACCAUUGAGGGCAGCCAUUGUUGAUUACUUUUCGAGGUACGGUUGGCGAGCGAUCGGGCAACGGGUUUUCGAUCUUUGCUAUUUGACAGGACCUAGAGGAAGCCAAACUUUUCCAAGUGUUGUAUUUCAUUUUGCAGGUACUGGGAUUGGGGCAAGGGAGGUUGAUUGGGUUAUGGACAAGGAUAAUAUGUUUGUUAAGAUUGAUAGUGGUGGUGAUGGGUUUUGUAUGGUGGUAGGCCAAGUUCCUGACCCGGGACCUUGCCUUUUUGGAGCAUACCAACAAGCAAAUUUUAGGAUCUUGUAUGAUGUUAAGAAUUGGAUUUUGAGGUUUGCUCCUGAUAAAUGCCAAGAGAAUCGUCCCUUAUAUGAUCGUUCCGACAUGAUACGUUACGCCCAAAAAGGCGCACCUUCUACCUAA
Molecule: messenger RNA, 960 nt
Organism: Spinacia oleracea (spinach)
Lineage: Eukaryota; Viridiplantae; Streptophyta; Magnoliopsida; Caryophyllales; Amaranthaceae
Product: aspartyl protease AED1-like
Exons: 1
Coding region: 1-960 (319 amino acids)
Cellular component (GO): extracellular region
Source: RefSeq, a predicted model, not a curated record